Caenorhabditis remanei is the source of this 837-nucleotide messenger RNA. RefSeq lists its product as uncharacterized. NCBI's taxonomy places the organism in Eukaryota, Metazoa, Nematoda, Chromadorea, Rhabditida, Rhabditidae. The record is from RefSeq and is a predicted model, not a curated record. The coding region runs from base 1 to 837 and encodes 278 amino acids. The transcript is spliced from 6 exons.
AUGAGUGUCGUCGAUUCGUCAAUGACUCGUAAUCUACCAUUACAGGUCGCAUUUCACCCAAGGAUGAAUUACGAAAUCGUGUACAGCAUAGUUCGUUACCUCAAUGUCAUCUCUGAGAAAAACCUUUUCGACGUGAACCCUCUGAGAAGCCCAGCAAUGGUGCAAUUGAUUGCUUUACUAACAUAUUCAAAUUUGCCAAUUCGAAACUAUCACCUCGAGAAAAUGGAUAAGGUUGCUAACAAUCAGGUCAGGAGUCGUCCCUCGAAUUGCAGAAAUAUGGAUUCUCGAGAGAACCCUCGUUUGUCUGUCCGACAGGACUCUGGUUGCAUGAAUACGACGACCGUCUGUAUCCCUCGCUUUCGAGCCGAAGAGAUUCCGACCUCAAGUAGAAUUGUAGACAGAUACCUCGAAGAAAGACCGAUUCAACAUUCCCCGCCGAGGAUUGAGGUGUCUCGAGAGCGUUCCAAUCAUGCCUACGAGUUGAAUGGAGGAUAUUCCCUUCAGAAGACUCCGUAUGACCUCGGGAUUCGUACUCCUUGGAGUAUGACCCCGAUGGAGGAAUGGGCGGCUUACCACGUGGCAAUCUUUGAUUUCCUCGAGGUUAGAUGCCCACGCCCUCGUUACUCUACUUCAAGAUUAUCCUCGUUGAGAUUGAUUCGUGAAAACGACUUGAUCUGCGGAUCCAUACCCUCGAUAUAUUCACAGCCGGACUCGCAUGGUUAUGGAGAUAUCUGUCAUAUCCGUCAAGUCGCUCAAAAAGCGAUGCUGAAGUUUCAUCAUAAGCUACAGUCGAGAUUCCUCGAUUCUAUCUUAUCGCUCAAAUGGAAUCCUUCGUAA